AAUUUGCACAAAUUUUCAGAGUGAUUUUUAUGUUUACGACAUUGACACUGGCAAAUGGACACUGAUCACAGAGGACACUUUCUCCAUGGGGGGUCCAAAGCUUGUGUUUGACCACCAAAUGGCCAUGGAUAUUGAAAAACAGACCCUCUAUGUCUUUGGUGGCAGAGUGCUUUCUAAAACUCCAUCAGAAGUGGAGCGCAGUAACGAGCAGGUCUUCAGUGGGUUGUAUGCUUACCAUGUGCCAACUAACAUGUGGCGCAAGCUGAAGGACGACUGUCCAGAGAUGAGGUCAAGGAUUGGUCAUUCCAUGCUGCUUCAUCCAAAGUCCAGGCUGCUGUACGUCUUUGCUGGUCAAAGAGCCAAGGAGUACCUCACAGAUUUUUUUACAUACAACCUAGAUACCGGGGAAAUUAUUCUGAUUUCAGACGGGACAAGGAAGGACGGCGCUCAAGUUCCAGCGGCAGGGUUUACACAAAGGGCUACAUUAGAUCCUGAACUUAAUGAAAUACAUGUUCUUUCUGGUUUAAGCAAGGACAAAGAUAAGCGUGACAAUGUGCGAAACUCGUUCUGGGUGUAUGACAUCAGCAAGGGGAAGUGGUCGUGUAUCUACAAGAACGAGACUUUAGACCAGAAGUACUGGAGUAGAAUGCAGCAUGUUGAACCGGUGCCGAGAUUUGCUCAUCAGUUAGUUUAUGACCAUAUCAGAAAGGUGCAUUAUUUGUUUGGUGGCAAUCCAGGCAAAGAAGGUCUUCCAAAAAUGAGAUUAGAUGAUUUUUGGGCAUUACAGCUGUGUAGGCCAUCUAAAGAGCACCUUUUGCGGAGGUGCAAGUAUUUGAUCAGAAAGCACAGGUUUCAGGAGAUUGCCAGCUCAGACCCUAUUUCCGCCCUCAACUUUUUGCAGACCAAGCUGGCCGAGACAGUGGAUCACAGUGACGCAGAGGAGACCCGUGAUUUUCAGCUCCUUGCUUCCACAUUAUUCAAAGAUCCCACGGAAGAUCCAGACAGUUUGGGGAUACAAGAUCAGGGAGUACACGAACACUUCACCAGUAGAAGCAAGCUGUUUGAUACGCUGGUCUCGUUCUUUCCUGAGGAGAUGACGCAGCCGAAGGGAAAUCUUGUGGACGUAAUUACCAUGUCUUAGCAUUGACACCAAUAAACUCUCCUUUUUUCCUCUCCCAAAAGAGGAGUUUUUUCAGCAUGGACAACUGGUCCUCCUUGCAAAACUGACAGAUAUUCUGUCCUGUCCAGAUAUUUCAUUGUUCUUGUGUUCUAAACUUGUUCCAAACAUAAUCAUCUCUGUGGUACUCCUUUUAUGGAGAAGUUGUGGACUUUGUUUGUUGAAAAAUGAGAUACAGUUUAGCUAUUCAGUUUGCUUUGAUUUACGCUCAGUAGUAAGGCCCUGAGAUGCACAUUUUUAAAUGUCGGUGUUCUCGAAAACCUUGCCAAAUUUCAAAAGUAAGAAUUUUCGAUUAAAUCUUUUACUUAUUAUAGUAACCUGGUUACCACUAACAGCCCUAUUCUGUGAUGAAGGCAUCUUGUGAAGCAUAAAAGAAUUAAAGUUAUUUAGUUGUUGUUUGAAAAUUUAUUACUGUAACUUCAUAGACUCUG
Molecule: messenger RNA, 1608 nt
Organism: Lingula anatina
Lineage: Eukaryota; Metazoa; Brachiopoda; Lingulata; Lingulida; Lingulidae
Product: muskelin
Cellular component (GO): cytoplasm
Molecular function (GO): protein binding
Source: RefSeq, a predicted model, not a curated record